UUCAUUGUUCUUCAAAUCCCAUUCUCUCUCUAAAACUCGUUCACCAACUCAACUCGGAUCAUAUCUUCCAUAGUUUCUCUCUCUAAAACCUCGAAGAACAAGAAGAACCAGAAGAAGAAAGAUGAUGCACAUGACCUUCUACUGGAGCAAGGACGUGACUCUCCUGAUCGACACGUGGCGGACAUCGACGUGGACUGGUUACGUACUCUCCUUGCUCGCUUGCUUGAUCGUCUCCGCCUUCUACCAGUACCUGGAAGAUCUCCGCCUCCGCGUCAAGAUCGCAUCCGCCGGAAAACCGUCCUCAUCGGCGCAGAACGAAGCAUCCGCCGCCGCUCCUCUCCUCCAAAAGAAUCUCGUCGGUAAGUGGUCGCUGGCCAGACUCGCCGGAGCUCUCCUCUUCGGCGUGAACUCGUCGAUCGGAUACCUUCUCAUGCUGGCGAUCAUGUCGUUCAACGGUGGCGUGUUUGUGGCCAUCAUUUUGGGCCUCACGAUCGGUUGCUUCGUUUUUCGGACCGCCGAUGAUGAUGUCACUCUCAUCGUCGAUAAUCCUUGUGCGUGUGCUUAAUAUAGUAUGAAUUUUCGAUUUCAUUUUCUCUUUCGUUUUUUUUUCCUAAAAAAAAUGUCAUGUAAAUCUACAAUUGUAGAGCUGAAACUUUUUUUUUUUACAUAUAAAUCUGCGUUGUUUUUUAUUCUCAA
Messenger RNA from Humulus lupulus (European hop), 696 nucleotides. RefSeq names its product copper transporter 5.1. Lineage: Eukaryota; Viridiplantae; Streptophyta; Magnoliopsida; Rosales; Cannabaceae. The record is from RefSeq and is a predicted model, not a curated record. Gene Ontology annotation, molecular function: copper ion transmembrane transporter activity. The transcript has a single exon. Gene Ontology annotation, cellular component: plasma membrane. Gene Ontology annotation, biological process: copper ion transmembrane transport; intracellular copper ion homeostasis. Bases 122 to 565 code for a protein of 147 amino acids.